This is a messenger RNA of Mytilinidion resinicola, 650 nucleotides long. RefSeq lists its product as uncharacterized. The record is from RefSeq and is a predicted model, not a curated record. NCBI's taxonomy places the organism in Eukaryota, Fungi, Ascomycota, Dothideomycetes, Mytilinidiales, Mytilinidiaceae. The transcript is spliced from 2 exons. The coding region runs from base 92 to 631 and encodes 179 amino acids.
AUUACGUCGCCGCGAAACCCCCGCUAUUCCAAGGAAACCUCCAAGGGAACCUUCACUUUUGCAAGGGAACUACAUCGACACGAUUCUCACUAUGCCCCUAUAUAAGAUUUUGUCCGAGACACCGGAACUAGAGAAGCUAGUGUAUGAGGCUGCUUCGCAAUUACAAGGCAGAACCGAGAUACCGAUCAAGGAAGAGGGAACAUUAUUUGAAUAUCAGUGGACAGAUGAAUGCUCGAAUCUAGUCAGAGAGUUUUCUAAGACUAAAGUAGGGGACGUUAGGUCUGCGCUGGAAAGAGGCGCAGACGCGAAGAUUUCGAAACAAAGACCUGCUGAUCCAACCGUUCUUCUCCUUGAAAUUGGCUGGCUAGCGACAACGAAGAGCGAAAUCGCCGUCCUUAUAUCUCUCCCAACACCUAAGGAUGCGAUCAAGAAAGCGAAGCUCCAGGCCCGGAGUGAUGUAGCUGGAGACAACAACCGCAGCGAAACAGAAUUGCCGCCUGGCUCGAUAGUAUUGGUUUUUGAAUGCGUCUGUUUCCGAAUGGUGCCAGCUGAGAUCCCAUUUGUUGUCAUAAAAUUUCUCACUUCACCGUUGGAAAGGAUAGAAUCGGGGGAGCAUGGAGGUGGAAUAUAGAUCAAAAUGUCUUAGUGCG